Molecule: messenger RNA, 1944 nt
Organism: Caenorhabditis angaria
Lineage: Eukaryota; Metazoa; Nematoda; Chromadorea; Rhabditida; Rhabditidae
Source: the annotation of a GenBank genome assembly
AUGGAAUGUCAAAUUCUUGGAAAACGAAUGGUAAGUUUAUUUUUAAUUGUCAUCGAUAAAAGUUUCGAACUAUUUUCAGAAAUCAUACAUGAACCCAAAAAUUAGUCCGUGUGAUGAUUUCUAUGAAUCAGUAUGUGGAAAUUAUCCGAAAGAUGGGAGUGGUGAACAAGAUGAAGAUGAGGAUGACGAUAUUGCAGAUCUAGCUAAACUAAUUGUAACUUAUCAACCAAUUUCGAAAUCGGAGAAAAUUGCGAUGAAAGUAUUGGAAAAAUGUAUGGAUAAAUCGAGAAAUCGGAAUCAAAUUGAUAGGAGUUUUUGGGACAAUUUGCAAAAUCAUAGUUUGACUGAUGUUUUGAUUGAAGCUGUCAAAGUUAAUCCGCUUUACACUGGAUUUUUAGAAAACGAUGUUUAUAUGGAACAAAAUUCAAGUACCAAUUCAAAAUAUCUUCGUCUUUCUAUAACUGCAGGACUUGCGGAAAAUUCAAAAAUGGAGGAAGUUUUUGAGCAAAUAAAAAGUGAAAACGAAGAUUUGGAGAAGAGAAUAUAUAUUUCAUUGGACGAAGCCAAAAAUCAAAUCAAAUUCAUUGAUCUUGAAAAAUACGUGAGUAGUUUGUUACCGGAAGAAUAUCGAAAAAUCGAAAACGAUGGUGAAUGGAAAGUUGACAUAAACGCUAUGAUUAUUUUGGAAAGAGUUGUGAAUAUUACUGGAGUUGAGCAUGUGAAAGAAGUUAUACGAUAUGAAUAUCUUUCAACUUUGGAUAAAUAUUUGGUAAAGCCGAAUUUUCCAAGAUGUUUCAAGAGAUUGAUGAAACUAUUUCCUGGAACACUUGCCAAUAUUUUUGUGAAAAACUUUGUUGGCGACAAAAAUCUCGACAAAGCAAAUCAAUUAUUCAAGGAUCUUCAAAAGGUUUUCAUUGAAAUGUUGAACGAAAAUGAUUGGCUCGGACAACACCUGAAAAAUCUCUUGAAACAAGAAGUUUUGGAUAUGAAAGCAUCCAUUGGAAUACCAGAUGAGUAUAAAGAUCAGAAAAAUGUUGACAGAAUGUAUUCAAGAAUUGCGGAUGAUUUUGAAAAUCAAUCAUAUUUGACUUUGAUUCAGAGUUUAUUGAGAAUGAAUAGCGAAGAAACAUUUUUGAGAGUUUCUAGAAAAGAGGAGAUCACAUAUCUUGGAAAAACUAUCGGUACGAAUGCCAAUUAUCUUCCAGAAAAUCAUCGAACAUGUGAGUUACCCUAACUAUUAAUCAAUAUUGUAUCUUUGAAACAAUUUUCAGCUAUUUCUCCAAUCUUCCUUAAUUUCCCAUAUAUUGAUAAGAAUCUGCCAGAAUGGAAUACAUAUGCCACAAUUGGUCUAAUUUUGGGACAUGAAAUAGGACACGCUUUUGAUGCAAUGGAUUUUUUCAAGAAUCCAAUGGGAGAAAAAAUUAAAAUGUCAUCCAAAAUGAAAAAAAUAUUCAGACAACGCAUCAAAUGUAUUAUCGAAAAAUAUAACAAGUAUCAAUUCCCAGAUGGAACUUUCGUGAGUUCUAAAAUUAUUUGUUUUCGUUAAAAAAAAUAAUUUUUAGUCUGAUGGAAGUCUCACGCAACAAGAAGAUUCUGCAGAUAUGAUUGGAUUCGAUUUGGUUUACAGAUUAUUCAAGAAAUUGGAAAAUCCUCAAAAAUUUUCAAGUUUCGAGGAGUACACCGCAGAACAGCAAUAUUUUCAAAGAAUUGGAAUUGUGAGUAAUGAAAUCCUAAAAGCAAUUAGAUUUCUUACAAUUUUUUAAGCUCUGGUGUUCUGGAGAAACGAAUGAAAAACAACUUGAGCGCAUCAAAGACGAUGUUCACAGUUUUCACAAAUUUCGUAUCAAUGGAAUGAUGUCGAAUUCCGAAGAAUUUGCAAAAGCCUUCAAUUGCCCGAAAAAUAGUCCGAUGAAUCCAGAAAAGAAAUGCCCACUUUUCAAAUGA